AUGCUCAGCGUUAAUUUCGAUGGGAUCGAAGAACCGACGGUAAGAGAAUCGAAUACGGCAAUCACUCACUUAAAGGUGAUGAUCAGCCCUGAGAAUAUGGUGGUGGGAUAUUUAUGGAGUGCUCAAACCGGACGCGACAUCUAUAUGGUCAACCAAUUGACCACGCCUCACACGUAG
Messenger RNA from Plasmopara halstedii, 177 nucleotides. RefSeq lists its product as uncharacterized. The transcript has 2 exons. The record is from RefSeq and is a predicted model, not a curated record. Lineage: Eukaryota; Oomycota; Peronosporomycetes; Peronosporales; Peronosporaceae. The coding region runs from base 1 to 177 and encodes 58 amino acids.